Effrenium voratum is the source of this 4041-nucleotide messenger RNA. NCBI's taxonomy places the organism in Eukaryota, Dinophyceae, Suessiales, Symbiodiniaceae. The record is from the annotation of a GenBank genome assembly.
AUGCAGCAAUUUCCGUGGACUGAGCGGGCCAUCCCGAUGACGGGCUGCGGCGCCUGCGGUCCCGGCGGUCCCGGCGUUCCCGGGCCAGGCGGCUGCAGCGAUGGCUACGUGGUGUGCGAGGAGAUGAAGCUGGUGGGAAUCACCUUGUCUUCGGAUGAGGACCAGGAAGCUGAGGAGGCAAUUCAAGAGGCAAAUGUGCAGCCGGUAUUUGAAGUGGAGGAGAAGAAUGGACAGGAAUUGCCGGAGGCGAUACCAGAAUGGAGCUUGCCGCCGAUCGGUGAGGCGCCAAUUCAGGAGCAGGGUUGGCAAUCAAUCGAGCCGGAGGCGCCGGAGGCGCCGGAGGCACCGGAGGCACCGGAGGCGCCGGAGGCAGUCCCAGACCGGCAGCUGAGUCAGCAGUCAGAGGAAUUCCAGGAGCAGAAGUCGCAGAAAAGCGCAAAGGCAAAAGCUGAGGAGGAGAGACGAGCAAGGAUGGAGCAGGAGCAGGCCAAGCUGGAGCAGGCCAAGCAGGAAAAGGCCAGGCUGGAGCAGGCCAGGCUGGAGCAGGUGAAGCAGGAGAAGGCCAGGCUGGAGCAGGCCAAGCUGGAAAAGGCUCGGCAGGAACAAGCUAGGUUGGAGCAGGCCAGGCUGGAACAGGCCAGACUCAGAGAGGAGGAAGAGCGCAAACUGAAAAAGUUUGACGUCAGCCUGGACAGAGCAUCCACCAAAAAGGACUGGGGAUUCAAAUGGAAUAUGGCUGCUUUGGCAAAGGACCAACUGGAGGUGGUUGAUGUCAAUCGAGGCACGCCGCUGGAAAGCUGGAACCGGGAGCAGUUUGGCCUUCAGCGAGUUGACUUGGUCGUGCGCAAGGGAGACCGAUUAAUGUCUGUCCAAGGGCACACAACGCGGAAAGAGAUGCAGCAGAGCCUCAAGACGGAGUCAGAGGUCGCAUUGAUUUUUGCCCACACUCCGGCGUCCGAAGAGGCUGAAGCCCCUCCGGAAGAGGUUGGCCAGGUCAUCCCGGAAAAGAAGCUGCCACAGCCAGCUGAGAAGGUGGCGAAAGCGCCGGAGACCCCUGCAAAACCUGAGCCAGCGCAAGUCCAAGAGGAGAAGGUGAUGAAAGAGCCGGAGACCCCUGAAACACCUGAGCCAGCACAAGUCCAGGAGGAGAAGGUGAUGCAAGAGCCGGAGACCCCUGAAACACCUGAGCCAGCACAAGUCCAAGAGGAGAAGGCGGAAGACCCAAAACCUUCGAAGGCGAAAGCAAAGGCACAGCAGAAGCAGGCGAAGGCAAAGGCGACCCCGGAGCCGAAGCCGCCACAGAAAAGUGCGAAGGCGACAGCCGAGGAGGAGAGACGCGCAAAGAUGGAGAAGGAGCAGGCCCAGCUGGAGCAGGCCAAGCAGGAAAAGGCCAAGCUGGAGCAGGAAAAGGCUAGGCAGGAACAAGCUAGGUUGGAGCAGGCCAGGCUGGAACAGGCCAGAGCCAAGGAGGCGGAAGAGCGCAAACUGAAAAAGUUUGACGUCAGCCUGGGCAGAGCAUCCACCAAAAAGGACUGGGGAUUCAAAUGGAAUAUGGCUGCUUUGGCAAAGGACCAACUGGAGGUGGUUGAUGUCAAUCGUGGCACGCCGCUGGAAAGCUGGAACCGGGAGCAGUUUGGCCUUCAGCGAGUUGACUUGGUCGUGCGCAAGGGAGACCGAUUAAUGUCUGUCCAAGGGCACACUACGCGGAAAGAGAUGCAGCAGAGCCUCAAGACGGAGUCAGAGGUCGCAUUGAUUUUUGCCCACACUCCGGCGUCCGAAGAGGCUGAAGCCCCUCCGGAAGAGGUUAUCCCGGAAACGAAGACAGCUGAGAAGGACAUCUCAAAGGCAAAAGAGGAGCCAAAGGAGGCAAAGGCCGAGGUCAAAGAAAGUAAGCCGCCUCAGGAAAGCAAGGAGGAUGUGAAAGCAGAGGCGGCAGAGGUGACAUGGAACGAACAGCCGAAGGCGGAGGCGACAGAAGAGGCGAAGCCGUGGAAAGAUCAGCCGACGGAGGAGGAGGCGACACAAGACGCGAAGCCAUCAUGGAAAGAACAGGUGACAAAAGAGGCGAAGCCAUCAUGGAAAGAACAGGUGACAAAAGAGGCGAAGCCAUCAUGGAAAGAACAGGCGACAAGAGAGGGGAAGCCACCAUGGAAAGAACAGGGCAAGCCGGAGCAGGCAACAAGAGAGGCGAAGCCACCAUGGAAAGAACAGGCCAAGCCGGAGCAGGCAACAAGAGAGGCGAAGCCACCAUGGAAAGAACAGGCCAAGCCGGAGCAGGCGACAAGAGAGGCGAAGCCGCCAUGGAAAGAACAGGCAAAGCCGAAAGAGCAGCCGAAGCCGGAGGAGCGGCCCAAGGCGGAAAUGCUCAAUGGGCAUCAAGAGAAGAAGGAACGCAGAUAUCUCAAGUACGAUGUCAUCCUCAGCAAGACCUCGCCCAGAAAAGAGUGGGGCUUCAAAUGGAACAUGGCUGCCUUGGCCAAGGGCCAAAUGGAGGUGAAUGACGUCCAGCGCGAUUCGCCGUGUGACCUCUGGAACCGGGAGCAGCUGAGGCUGGAGCGACGAGACCGGAUGGUGCGCCGGGGCGACCGCCUGAUCUCCGUGGAAGGCAAGAGCACCCGAAACGAAAUGCAGAAGUUGCUGAAGGAGGACAUGGGGCUGACCAUGAUCUUCCAGCAAACCGCGGCCAGCGAGGAGAUCAUUGAGCCUCCAGAGGUCGAGGAAAAGCUGGCAGAGAGAAGCCAGGCAAAAGACGUGAAGCCACCAGCGAAAGAGCAGCCGCAGGUGCAGCAGGCGAAAGAAACCAGACCGGCUCAGCAGAGCAAGGAGGAGGACGAGCAGAAGAAUCGUGGAUGGGAAUCCGCAGACGAGGCAGAGGAGGAGCAGGCAGCCGAAGAGCCACAGAAGGAAGAGCCGGCUGCCGCAGAAGAGGAAGAAGAGGAGGAGGAGGAUGAAGAAGAGGAGCAGGCGCCACAGAAGGAAGCAGAGGAAGAGGAGGAGGAGGAGGAAGAGGAGCAGGCAGCCGAAGAGCCACAGAAGGAAGAGCCGGCUGCCGCAGAAGAGGAGGAAGAAGAGGAGGAGGAUGAAGAAGAGGAGCAGGCGCCACAGAAGGAAGCAGAGGAAGAGGAGGAGAAGGAGGAGGAAGAGGAGCAGGCAGCCGAAGAGCCACAGAAGGAAGAGCCGGCUGCUGCAGAAGAGGAGAAGCAGCCGAAGCAUCGCGGAUGGGAGUCAUCCGAUGAGGAGGAAGAGGAGCAGGCCGAAGAGAAACGGAAAGAGCCGGCUGCCACAGAGGAGAAUCAGAAGCGUCGCGGAUGGGAGUCAUCCGAUGAGGAGCAGGAAGAGGAGCAGGCCCAGCCCAAUGAGAAGGACGAGGUGUCCGCUGAGGCUCCUACAGAGGAGACAAAGGGAAGGCAGCGUGCGUGGGCGUCAUCCGAUGAGGAAGAGGAAGAGGAGCAGGAGGCGUCGGAGCAGGCAGCUCAACAGCCUGAGAAGGACGAGGUGGCUGCCGAGGCUCCUAAAGAGCAGACAAAGGAAAGGCAGCGGCGUGCGUGGGCGUCAUCCGAUGAGGAGGAGGAAGAGGAGCAGGAGGCAGCUCAACAGCCUGAGAAGGACGAGGUGGCUGCUGAGGCUCCUAAAGAGCAGACAAAGGAAAGGCAGCGUGCGUGGGCGUCAUCCGAUGAGGAGGAGGAAGAGGAGCAGGAGGCAGCUCAACAGCCUGAGAAGGACGAGGUGGCUGCCGAGGCUCCUAAAGAGCAGACAAAGGAAAGGCAGCGGCGUGCGUGGGCGUCAUCCGAUGAGGAGGAGGAAGAGGAGCAGGAGGCGACCAGAAGCAAGUCGCCGGAAAGGAGUGAACAGGCGAAGGCGGGGGCCACUGCGAGGCGGCGAACCUGGGCCUCGUCCGAUGAGGAGGAGGAGGAGCCAAAGGCCAAGUCGCCAGAGAGAAGCGAGGCCAAGCCGGAGCCGGCCAAAGUUGCCUCCGAGGCCAAAGCAGCUCCCAAGAAGAAUAUCGUGGCACCGCCUUGGCUGUACAAACCGCGCAGGUGA